Messenger RNA from Trypanosoma cruzi, 972 nucleotides. RefSeq names its product glycosomal malate dehydrogenase, putative. Gene Ontology annotation, molecular function: L-malate dehydrogenase (NAD+) activity. NCBI's taxonomy places the organism in Eukaryota, Euglenozoa, Kinetoplastea, Trypanosomatida, Trypanosomatidae. The transcript has a single exon. Bases 1 to 972 code for a protein of 323 amino acids. The record is from RefSeq and is a predicted model, not a curated record. Gene Ontology annotation, cellular component: cytoplasm. Gene Ontology annotation, biological process: tricarboxylic acid cycle; carboxylic acid metabolic process.
AUGGUGAAUGUCGCUGUUAUUGGUGCCGCUGGAGGCAUCGGCCAAUCCCUCUCCCUGCUGCUUCUUCGGGAGCUGCCGUUUGGCAGCACCCUGUCACUGUAUGACGUGGUAGGGGCACCUGGGGUUGCCGCUGACCUGUCCCACAUCGACCGUGCCGGAAUUACUGUGAAGCACGCCGCAGGAAAGCUGCCCCCCGUACCCCGCGACCCCGCACUGACUGAGCUGGCCGAGGGAGUUGAUGUUUUUGUCAUUGUGGCUGGUGUGCCGCGCAAGCCCGGUAUGACGCGCGACGACCUUUUCAACGUGAACGCCGGCAUUGUCAUGGACCUUGUCUUGACAUGCGCCUCCGUAUCGCCCAAUGCCUGCUUCUGUAUUGUUACGAACCCUGUGAACAGCACGACGCCCAUUGCAGCCCAGACACUGAGGAAGAUUGGUGUGUACAACAAAAACAAACUGCUUGGUGUGAGCCUGCUCGAUGGACUGCGAGCCACACGUUUUAUCAACAAUGCUCGACACCCACUUGUCGUUCCGUACGUCCCAGUUGUCGGCGGGCACAGCGAUGUCACCAUCGUGCCCCUGUAUUCGCAGAUUCCUGGCCCUCUGCCUGAUGAAUCUACCCUGAAAGAGAUCCGCAAACGUGUGCAGGUGGCGGGGACGGAGGUGGUGAAAGCAAAGGCGGGUCGCGGCAGUGCGACGCUCUCCAUGGCGGAAGCAGGCGCCCGCUUUACCAUGCAUGUCGUGAAGGCGCUUAUGGGUCUGGACACGCCCAUGGUGUACGCGUAUGUUGACACAGACGGCGAACACGAAUGCCCAUUUCUCGCAAUGCCGGUGGUUCUGGGAAAGAAUGGCAUUGAGAGGCGCCUUCCUAUUGGCCCCAUCACAACAGUCGAGAAGGAGAUGCUUGAAGAGGCCGUCGGCGUGGUGAAAAAGAAUAUUGCGAAGGGUGAGACGUUUGCGCGGUCAAAGUUGUAG